This is a messenger RNA of Lolium rigidum, 1174 nucleotides long. RefSeq lists its product as uncharacterized. The coding region runs from base 63 to 947 and encodes 294 amino acids. NCBI's taxonomy places the organism in Eukaryota, Viridiplantae, Streptophyta, Magnoliopsida, Poales, Poaceae. The transcript has 9 exons. The record is from RefSeq and is a predicted model, not a curated record.
UGUACCAGUGCACACUCCUUAUCUCCUUCACUCCCAGAAAUCCUCAGCAGCCAGCAUAGAGAAUGGCAGCACCGGGCUCAGUAGGACUUCUCCAGGUUCAGUCCUUCGCCGCGGCCAAGUGUCGGCCGGUGGCCGUGAGCCGGCGGCCCGUGUUCGCCGUCCGAGCCUCGGCGGCUUCUGCUGCCACCAAGGACGCCGUCCUCAGGCCCUUCCGAGAGAACAGGGCUCUCAAGAUCAUUUCAGGGCUUCAGAACUUCGACAGGAACAAUGUUGCUUCUGUUGUCACAGCUGCAGAUAAGGGAGGUGCUACCCAUGUUGACAUAGCAUGUGACCAGGACUUGGUAAAGCUUGCUCUGGAGCUAACUAACCUCCCGAUCUGUGUAUCAUCCGUAAAUCCUUCAGCAUUCCAAUCUGCAGUAGAAGCUGGAGCGCAGAUGAUUGAGAUUGGAAACUACGAUUCCUUUUACGAAGACGGCAUCAAAUUCUCUUCGGAGCAGAUAUUGAAACUGACCAGGGAGACAAGGAAGAUGUUCCCUGACAUCACAUUAUCAGUAACUGUUCCUCACACUCUUAGCCUCCCAGAUCAGAUGAGACUUGCAGAGCUCCUUGAAGAGGAAGGCGCUGACAUCAUUCAGACUGAAGGUGGGAAGUGUUCGAGUCCAACAAAGCCUGGAGUGCUUGGACUAAUUGAAAAGGCAACACCAACAUUGGCCGCGGCAUACUCCAUCUCGCGGGCUGUCAGCAUACCGGUGAUGUGCGCGUCAGGGCUAAGUUCAGUGACCGCACCAAUGGCAGUAACUGCAGGAGCUGCCGGCGUGGGAGUUGGUUCUGCAAUUAACAAGCUCAAUGACGUCGUGGCGAUGAUCGCCGAGGUGAGGAGCAUCGCCGAGGCUCUGGGGACAUCUUCGAGAAACAUGUCCGAGGACCUGAGAACAGUUCAUCAUUAGUAUUACUAGGACGCUACUUCUAUCAGGAGGCAUAUCAGCAGUUUUAGCAUUUCUCCUGUCUGCUAGCCUUCUGUGCAGGCAAGGAGAAUUGCACUAGAGAAGGGCUGAUUCUGUCGAUGAGUCCUUGUCAGAUCAGACCAUUAUUUCAGAUGUAAUGUAACCUCAGAUAGGCGGUUUGUGGGACAUCAUUGUGCACAAUUGAAAAUACGAGGGUCUGGUUUGGGUCA